Molecule: messenger RNA, 3867 nt
Organism: Cololabis saira (Pacific saury)
Lineage: Eukaryota; Metazoa; Chordata; Actinopteri; Beloniformes; Belonidae
Product: probable ATP-dependent RNA helicase DHX37
Exons: 27
Coding region: 121-3585 (1154 amino acids)
Biological process (GO): maturation of SSU-rRNA from tricistronic rRNA transcript (SSU-rRNA, 5.8S rRNA, LSU-rRNA)
Cellular component (GO): nucleolus; intracellular anatomical structure
Molecular function (GO): ATP binding; RNA binding
Source: RefSeq, a predicted model, not a curated record
GGACAGUUUUAACUGAUGGACAGUAGUAUGUUUACACGUGAGGCUCGUGCAACUGUUUAAAAAAUCAAGUAUCAAAUCUUAAAUGUUGUUCUCUUAUGCAUCGUAAUUAAAAGGUUCAGAAUGGGGAAACUAAGGAAGAGACACAACUGGAAAGGAAGACAGCAAAGCGACCCUCAAGAAUCAUCGACUGAAGUGAAGUCAGAAAUUGUGAUAGAAUUGCAAGAUGGAGCCAAGCUGAAAGGUGUGGAUGAGAGCAACGCUUUGGUGCUUCCAGCCAGCAGAGCGACCAAGAAGAAGAAGAAGGAUUCUCUGCAGACUGUCAGCAGGAAAAGACCUCUGACUAAAAAGCAGAGGAAGGAGCUGCAGAAGGUCCUGGAGCGCAAGGAAAAGAAAGCUCAGAGAGCAGAUAUCCUGACCAAGCUGGCAGAGGUGCAGCUUCCACAAUCUGAACUCAACCUUCUGUACACAACAUCCAAACUGGGAACCGGAGACAAACUUUACCAGGAUAAACAGUCACUGGAUGAAGUAGAAGAUGGACACUCGGCUCCAAAGAUCAGCAGUGUCAGUGGUGCGAACAGGAAGAGAAAAUGGAAAGAGGAAGAGGAGGACGACGAAGAUGAUGAUGAAGAAGAAGAAGAAAAGGCAGAAGAAAGUAGUGAUCCGAACACAUCGUCAUCAGAGGAGGAAGAGGAUGAUAACACAGAGACAAAUGAACCUACAGAGACCAAACCUCCCUGUCAGGACACAGAAUCUACAACGAAUGAGAAGGAAGCUCUAGAGGAACAGAAACAGAAGGGGAUGACUGAUCAGGAGCUAAUCCAAAACAAGAAGCAAUCUGAGCCGACUGUCUUCAUUCCUGUUUUCAGGUCACCAAAAAUACAGGAGGCUCGUCUGAAACUGCCGGUGCUGGCAGAGGAGCAGGUCAUCAUGGAGGCGGUGAGAGAGAAUCCCUGCAUCGUCAUCUGUGGAGAGACGGGCAGUGGAAAAACCACACAGGUGCCUCAGUUUCUGUAUGAGGCUGGCUACGCCAGUGGCACGGGGAUUAUUGGCAUCACAGAGCCGAGGAGAGUCGCAGCUGUCAGCAUGUCUCACAGAGUAGCCAAAGAGAUGAACCUGCCUACAAAGGUGGUUUCAUACCAGAUUCGAUAUGAAGGCAAUGUGACAAGCGACACAAAGAUCAAGUUCAUGACAGACGGUGUCCUGCUGAAGGAGAUUCAGAAGGAUUUUCUUCUUCAGAAAUACACUGUAAUAAUUAUAGAUGAAGCACAUGAAAGGAGCGUCUACACAGACAUCCUCAUCGGGUUAUUGUCCCGCAUCGUCCCCCUUAGAAACAAGAAACAGAUGCCUAUGAAGCUGCUGAUAAUGUCAGCUACUCUGAGGGUGGAGGACUUCACAGAAAACCAGAAGCUGUUCCGGACGCCUCCGCCCGUCAUCACAGUAAAUGCUCGUCAGUUCCCGGUCACCAUCCAUUUCAACAAACGCACCCCACUGGAGGAUUACGCCGGAGAAGUCUUUCACAAGAUCUGCAAAAUCCACCGGAUGUUGCCCGCAGGUGGUAUCCUGGUGUUUCUGACGGGUCAGGCCGAGGUUCACGGUCUCUGCAGAAGACUCAGAAAAGCUUUCCCCUUCAGGAAAGGUGACGCGACUGCUGAAGAUGAGGAAGCCGACUCUUCAGAGGCGAUGAAGAAAUUUAAGAAGGCCAAACAGAAGAAGACUGUCUCUCUUCCCCGAAUCGACUUGGAUAACUACUCUGCGCUGCCGGUGGAUGAAGGGGAUGAAGACAGGGAGGCGGGGAUUGGAGAUGAGGAGGAUGGCGGCUCAGACGUCGACCUUGGAGACGACCCCUCUGAAACAGAGGAGAAGUCCGACCCAUCCAUCCCUCUCUACGUUCUCCCACUCUACUCCCUGUUGGCCCCCGAGCAGCAGGCUAAGGUGUUCAGGCCUCCUCCGCCUGGUACUCGUGUUUGUGUGGUGGCCACCAACGUGGCGGAGACAUCUUUGACCAUUCCUGGCAUAAAGUACGUGGUCGACUGCGGUCGAGUCAAGAAACGUUUCUAUGACAGAGUGACCGGGGUGUCGUCUUUUAAAGUCACAUGGACCUCGCAGGCCUCGGCCAAUCAGAGAGCAGGCAGAGCCGGACGAACAGAGCCAGGACACUGCUACAGGUUGUACUCGUCUGCCGUGUUCGGAGACUUCAGUGAGUUCUCGGAGGCGGAGAUCACUCGCAGGCCUGUGGAGGAUCUGGUUUUACAGAUGAAGGACCUCAACAUAGACAAGGUGGUCAAUUUUCCCUUUCCCACACCUCCCUCCUCCGAGGCUCUGGUUGCAGCUGAGGAGUUACUGGUCUCACUGGGAGCUCUGGAAGAGCCGCCGCGCACCGGAAGCAUGAGAGAGAUCCAGCGGGCAAAGCUGAGCUGUCCCAUCAACCCGCUGGGCAGAGCGAUGGCUUCGUUCCCUGUGGCGCCGCGUUACGCCAAGAUGUUAUCACUGGGGAAGCAGCAGGACUGCCUGCCGUACAUCAUCGCUGUGGUCGCAGCCAUGACUGUCCGGGAGAUCUUUGAAGACCUUGACAGACCUGCACAUAGCGAAGAUGAAGACGCUAAGCUCACCCAGCGUCGAGCCCGACUGACCCAAUUGAGGAGGUUGUGGGCUGGACAUGGAACCGCGCUCCUGCUGGGCGACCUCAUGGUCAUGCUGGGCGCUGUUGGUGCUUGUGAAUUCGCUGGCUGUACUCCCAAGUUUUGUGAGGACAGUGGGCUGCGGUACAAAGCCAUGGUGGAGAUCAGGAGGCUCAGAGGUCAACUGACUAACGCAGUGAAUUCAGUGUGUCCAGAAGUGGGGAUAUUUGUGGAUCCCAAGAUGACCCCGCCAACGGAACACCAGGUGGUUUGCUUGCGGCAGAUUGUUCUAGCCGGACUCGGAGACCAUCUGGCGCGGCGCGUGCAGGCAGAAGACCUACUGGACCCAAAAUGGAAGAAUGCUUACAAGACUCCUCUUAUGGAUGAGCCCGUGUUCAUUCAUCCUAGCUCUGCUUUGUUUAAAACACUGCCGGAGUUUGUUGUCUACCAGGAGAUAAUGGAGACCACCAAGAUGUACAUGAGAGGUGUUUCAGCUGUUGAAGCAGAGUGGGUCCCUCGGCUUCUGCCUCAGUACUGUCACCUCGGCCCCGCUCACGAGUCCCCGGUGCCGUGGUUCUGCUGCUCCACCGGCACCAUCAGAUGCCAUCGGCCAAGCACCUUUUUCCGCGUAGGCUGGCAGCUCCCUGCAGUGGAGAUGGACUAUCCAGAAGGACUUGACCGCUACAAACUGUUUACACGGUUUCUUCUUGAGGGACAGGUUUGUCCCAAUCUACAGAAAUACAGUGGUCAUCUUCUUUCCAACCCCUCCAUCAUGCUGAAAACAUGGGCAAAGCUUCAGCCCAGAACGGAGGCUUUACUGGGACCACUGGUGUCAAAGAGGGUUGACUCCAGAGAUGCCCUGUUUUCUGUGUGGAGGAGUGAAGAAAAAUUUCUCUUGUCUGCAUACUGCCAGUGGUUACCUGAGGCCAUGCACCAAGAGGUUUCCAAAAGUUGGCCUCCAAUAUAAAUGCAGCAUUCAUCAGUUAAAAGUGGCGCAAUGAACUUCUAACCAUCUACAUUAAACUAAAUAAUCUGCAGAGCCCAUUUUGUUCUGGAAACACUUUCCUCAGAUUUAGCUUUUUUUUAAUGUUUUAUCAAAGUUUAUCUACAGUAUUCUAAACUUGACUUGCCUCAAUUUUGUAUUUUAUACAUUGCUCUCGCUCUGUAAUGAUUUAUUGUGUGCUGCUGUCUUUUAUGCAUAAGUGAUUUGGUCUUCAUAAGACUUAUAAAAACUGAUGCUGUGAUAAAA